Molecule: messenger RNA, 4311 nt
Organism: Aspergillus calidoustus
Lineage: Eukaryota; Fungi; Ascomycota; Eurotiomycetes; Eurotiales; Aspergillaceae
Source: the annotation of a GenBank genome assembly
CUCGAAAGCUUUCCACCUCUGUGGCUAAUAUUCUUUCCUCUGGUUAGCUUUCUAGAUCCUUGGUUAGGGCAAUCUCCGCGAUACUUACCUAUUUCUAUUCGAGGCUUUCCCAAUCCUUUGAAAGAGUGUUCAGGAGACGUCAAGCAGGGUCUCGCAGGAACGAGUAUCUUGCUUUGAUAAUCAGGGUUGGGCGGUUGCACUGAUUACUCCUCGAGCGAACUCGUAAACGCAAUGUCGUCGACUUACUACAUUGGACCUUUCGGCCGUAUGUUACCCGCCACCGAUGGACCUGCGGAGCAAGAACCGGAUCGAGCAGCUAACCUGUCAGUUCCGGGAACUCACCCCUAUCAACUACCUUUGCCUCGUACUUCAGCACCUCUGCAAUUUGGGACAGACCCCUUUCUACGACCAAGGAACCGUGGUGAGAGGGCUGACGAAGGGGAAGAAAUCUCAGGCUAUCCUAGGAGCCCUGGCUAUCAACAGACCAGCGAGCAGCUGCCCUCCGUCAGUCAACUUUUGACGCCUACCGCACAAUUAAGUCGGUCACCAUCACCUUAUAGCCCACGCGUUUUCGGGAUUAUCCUCCCGUCGAACGACUCCCGCGAGUCACCAGACCGGCAGCGGCACGGCGACUCUAGUACUCUUCCUUUCGAAGCACGGUCAAGUAUCUAUGACAGCUCGAGAUCGUAUUUGGAGUCUACUCCCGCACCGCAGUCCCAGAAUCUACCUCCGAUAUCCCACAUCUCUGCACAGGCUCUUGGUGGAAAUACAUCAAGCCAUCUAGGUCUUGGGUCUGCUCCAUCACACUCGCCAUACCCUCCUAGAUUGCUCCAUAGGCACAGCAGCGACCCAAACGACCGGGCCAGCGCAGGGAUACCGACCUCUGUUACAGCAGACUCAGGAUCUCCAGGUGCUGAGAAAUCGAGGAAAUCAAACGUUAGACCACACGUCGUGGAUGAACGGUACAUUGAGGGAGAAGGUUUAUGCUACAUUUAUGCCGAUGGCUCCCAUUGCCCGAAGAUCAUAGACGGCGUCCCGGUCAACGCCAACUGGGGCAUUACCAAAGCCGGAAAGCCACGGAAACGACUCGCACAGGCUUGCCUGACGUGUCGAGAAAAGAAGAUCAAGUGCCAUCCGAACUUGCCAAAGUGUGACCAAUGUCAGAAAUCUGGCAGGGAAUGCAGAUUUGAGAGCGCGCCUCGUGGUCACCGUGCCGCGUCGAGGGCAUCUCAGUUCGCCAGGAGAUAUGACAUCCGGGACGACUUUAUGACCGGAGCUUCUAACAAUGCAGGUACAUCCAGUUCGUUAUAUUCUAUUGCGAGGGCUUCGGAGAGCUCUACCUCCCUUCCCGGGACGAAUUCGCAGUCUCCCUUGUCUGAUGGUUCCAUGCUUACGCCUUCUGCUGUGGAUAGCAACCAUGAGAGCGUUACCGACUCCGACCAGCAAUAUGUAGCAAGAUUUCAGCGCAUGUCUAGCGGGCAUGAGCAUGUCUCUAGGCACUCCAUGGAUAGCGCUGGAUCGUCGUCCACCGACUACGCAGAGAUACUGACGGAGCUCAAAGACCUAGAUGCUCAAGAUCCACUCGCUAAUGAUUGGAGAGCAGACCCGUACGGUAUCGACCCGGAGCUUGCAACCCACUACAUCGAAGCGUAUUUCACGUUCAUCAACGAUCGCUUAUACUAUAUGUUCCCUCGGAGGCGGUUCCUGUUGUGGUUGAGAUCAUGUCACACAAAGUCGCUCGACGACAACAUGCUGUUGUACUCCAUGAUGACGUUGGGAUCUGUAUUCUCGGACCGGCCCGACAGGAUGACGGCCUUGAAGCGAUACUCGCGUACUGCGAGAUAUGCCCUCGAAUAUAAUCAGCACAGACUUUCGUUGCAGCUCGCCCAAAGCCGCAUCAUCAUGAGUCUGUGGUACUACGCAAUCGGAGCCUUGGUGAAAUCCUGGGAUGCUGCGGGAGCUGCGGUGCGCACGGUAUGUGGGUUACGGUAUAACGUCGAGAUGGGAGGGGUGAUUGUAGAGCAAAGCCAGCAGUGCGAGUACGGCCUGCAUCCUCAAGCUCUGAUAGAGUGUCGUCGACGGACUUUCUGGACCGCCUUCUUGAUGGACCGCCUCUCAUGCUUCUAUGCACCGUCGACAACCUCCAUUUCUUCCCAGACCGCAUUCCUCAGACUGCCGUGUCGGGAAGAGAUCUACGAAGCCCAAGAGUAUACGACCGUGCCAUUCUUCCAGCACUUCUUGAACCAGCUUCCAGUAUCCCAGGACGAUGAACUCUCUGGGUUGAGCGCAAUGGCGCUCUUGAUAGACGUUAUAUCCAUAUGGGGCGAUGUCUCGGAUCACGUCUUCCGAUUGUCGCUGAUUCCGGCCGAAUCAUACAACGGGCUUUUCGAGGAAUUCUACAGUACCAUUGUCCGUCGAUCGGACCAGUGGCUCUCACGGCUCCCAAACCAUCUCUCAUUCACAGCAGUGAACCUAGAGCGAAGUAUACGAGGACACAAAGUCGAUCCGUUCAUAUCCAUACAUUUACUAUACCAUGCGACGCUUCUAAAACUGAACCGAUACGCCCGGGCCCAGCUUCUCCGGCCUGGAAUGACCCAACAGUACGUCCACACGGCCAGGAACCAUGCCGCAGAGAUCCUCCGCACAGCCCUCGCCCUCGUCCGCUACGCCUCGGAGUAUGACGUAUCCUCCAUGACAACAGAUCCCGUAACUCCAAAAGGAACCCUCCUCAACCCUUUCCUCGGCUACAUCAUCCUAUCCGCCGUCGACGUUCUCAGCGCAGGUGGCCAAAUGCUCGACUUACCGGAAUGCAUUAACCUCAUCCGCGGCGGCCUAGAAGUCGUCCGCGAACUCAGCUGCUUCUGGGGCAGUACAAAGCCUCUAGUUUCGCUGAUUGAAUCCCGCCUCGACGCACUGACGGAAGCGCAACACCAGAUGGCGUCUGAAGGGAAACUCGCCUUCUUCCUCGACGGACCGUCAGUGGACUCUCAGAUUCACAACGGCGUCCAGAAGCAGGACACGUCGACCAACGAGGAUCUCAUGUACGGCGGUCUUCCGCGUGAGCAACUCUUUGCCGCGUUUGGGCUUGGAGAUGUCCCGUACUCGGUUGAGACUGUUGCGCGAGUCAGAGUAGGGGGCUCGGCGCUCCCUUCAUGAUUCGUGAACGCCGUUUUGAAACAAUUCGGCGUAAUGAUGCGACAUGUCACAUGGCUAAGGUUUGAUGCAACUCCUGGCCCCGCGUGGCUUAUUCUUCAUCCAAUUUUUUGGGAUCCUGUUUUCUUGUAUACUUUUGGUGCGGGCCGUUGCUUACUUUUUUUAUGCUCUGGUAUGGCAAAAACUGUAAUAUGGUGUUGAUGAGAGGCCCAUUACUUUGUUUUCUUAUAUGAUGUAAAAUAUUCAAAUUUCGUGAUACUAGCUGGAGGAUGAAGCGGAGCUUUUCCACUUUUGAACGAAGUGUUCUGUCAUGGCAGUACAUAGACUGUCUGGGCUCGCAUUAUUGAGAUGACUGGAUUAUUUCUGAGAAAAAGCAAAAACAACCCACCCUUCGAAGAGUAAGAGUCACAGCAAGAAACUGAGGCUUUCACACCUGAGCCACCCCCUCCCCUCGAUAGCUCAAAAGCCGCCGAAACGCCGAAAAGCGGGCCCACCCGAGCCGACGUCACCAGGAAAAUAAUCCCGCCGUUAUCCCUCCCUCCCAACCACUCCGCCGGAGAGGAAAAAAGAUAGCAACGACGCGCCACGGGGGUGUCUAGAACCACUUAGAAUAGAACAUGGACUAUCGUAUCUUGUGGCUCUGAGACAAUUGAGACCCGCCGUGCCUUCAUCUGCGCAUGCGCGAGCCUUCACUCCCCGACAGACCAGCGGAGAAGAGCAGCGACUUCAGCUGAGAGGCCACGUCGACGCCUCCACACUCAGCAACAAUGGACAACAGCGCGUACGAGCAAGUCCCACACCCCGACGACCACGACGAUGUCCGGAGCCAGAGCCACAAUGUCGACCACGACCUCUCCGACGCAGAAACCUACUCCCACCUGACAACCUACCCCACCGAAGCCGACUACUACGCGCUCCUCGGUCUCGCGCGCGACCCUCCGCCCAGCGACGCUUCAAUUCGCUCCGCGUACCGAACACUCACGCUAAGCUUCCACCCAGACAAGCAACCGGCGGAGCUCCAGGAAGCGGCGAAGCGGCAUUUUGCGCAAAUACAGGAUGCGUACGAGACGCUGAUUGACCCCAAGAAGAGGAUUGUUUAUGAUGCGCUAGGGGCGGAGGGGGUACGGAGGGAGUGGGGGAAGGGAGGGGCGAUGGGAG